Mesoplodon densirostris (Blainville's beaked whale) is the source of this 1705-nucleotide messenger RNA. RefSeq names its product UTP11 small subunit processome component (gene UTP11). Gene Ontology annotation, biological process: rRNA processing. Bases 95 to 856 code for a protein of 253 amino acids. Gene Ontology annotation, cellular component: small-subunit processome; nucleolus. NCBI's taxonomy places the organism in Eukaryota, Metazoa, Chordata, Mammalia, Artiodactyla, Ziphiidae. The transcript is spliced from 8 exons. The record is from RefSeq and is a predicted model, not a curated record.
ACCUCUGGCGGCUUGGCCUAUAUCCGGUAGGGUCAGUGGACGAGGCGGUGCGGAACUGGCGUUGUCUACUGAGCUUUUCCAGGACUGAGCAGGCAUGGCGGCGGCUUUUCGGAAAGCGGCUAAGUCGCGGCAGCGGGAACACAGAGAGCGAAGCCAGCCCAGCUUUCGAAAACAUCUGGGCCUGCUGGAGAAAAAGAAAGAUUACAAACUUCGUGCAGAUGACUACCGGAAAAAGCAAAAAUACCUUAGAGCUCUCCGGAAGAAGGCUCUUGAAAAAAAUCCAGAUGAAUUCUACUAUAAAAUGACUCGGGUUAAACUCCAGGAUGGAGUUCAUGUUAUUAAGGAGACUGAGGAAGAAGUAACUCCAGAACAGCUGAAACUGAUGAGAACUCAGGAUGUCAAAUAUAUAGAAAUGAAAAGGGUUGCAGAAGCUAAGAAAAUUGAAAGACUAAAAUCAGAGCUCCAUCUGCUGGAUUUCCAGGGGAAGCAACAGAAGAAGCAUGUGUUUUUUUUUGACACCAAAAAGGAAGUCGAACAGUUUGAUAUUGCAACUCACCUGCGAACAGCCCCAGAACUAGUCGACAGAGUCUUUAACAGACCUACGAUAGAGACCUUGCAGAAGGAGAAAGUGAAAGGAGUUAACAGUCAGACUCGACUUAAGCAAAUAGCGAAAGAGAGGCAAAAGCAGUAUAACUGCCUGACACAGCGGAUUGAGCGUGAGAAGAAAUUGUUUGUUAUUGCACAGAAAAUUCAGACUCGCAAAGAUCUUCUGGAUAAAACUCAGAAGGUGAAGGUGAAGAAAGAAACAGUCAACUCUCCAGCUAUUUACAAAUUUGAGAGUCGUCGAAAACGUUGAAGUGUUAUAGAUAAGCCUGUCAUUCCACGUGGAAGAGUUUAUGUUUUUUUUUUUCCAGUAACUUCAGAUUCCACUGGUCUAAGUGACUUGGUUUUCCUGUUUAUAACCAUAAUUUAUUAUAGAUCUGACAUUUGAUGUGAACAGUGUUAAAGCCCCUUCCCCCGUCUAAAUUGUUUGUGGGUUGUUGAAUUGUUGAAAUCAGUCUUUUUUUUUUGGCCGCUGCGCGAAGCCUGCAGGAUCCCAGGUCCCCGACCAGGGAUCAAACCCAGGCCCAAGGCAGUGAAAGCGCCAAGUCCCAGUCACUGGACCACCAAGGAAUUCCCUGAAAUCAGUCUUAUUUUUAUAUACUUUCAUUUUUUUUCAUUAUAAAAGUUACAUAAUCUUUUUUUUUUUUUUUUUUUUUUUUCUUUUUGCGGUAUGCGGGCCUCUCACUGUUGUGGCCUCUCCCGUUGCGGAGCACAGGCUCCGGAUGCGCAGGCCCAGCGGCCAUGGCUCACGGGCCCAGCCGCUCCGCGGCAUAUGGGAUCCUCCCAGACCGGGGCACGAACCCGUAUCCCCUGCAUCGGCAGGCGGACUCUUAACCACUGCGCCACCAGGGAGGCCCACAUAAUCUUUUAUAUAGCAGAUUUGGAAAACAAGUGAGUUCAUCUCUAAUCCCAAUACUUACUCAAGAACGACAGAUAACUGUUGCAUACUUAACUAUGCUAGGAGGUUAGGGAAAUGGAGGUGAACGACUAUCAAGUGCAUUCUGGUUGAUUUCCUCCAUUUUGUAGAGGUUGGCACUGGUUUUUGUGUUUUGUAGUUGUAAUUAAACACCUUUAUGGCCUACUUUUUCCACUUACUAUUAAA